Aspergillus ibericus CBS 121593 is the source of this 1471-nucleotide messenger RNA. Its product is annotated as mitochondrial 37S ribosomal protein mS35. Lineage: Eukaryota; Fungi; Ascomycota; Eurotiomycetes; Eurotiales; Aspergillaceae. Bases 33 to 1181 code for a protein of 382 amino acids. Gene Ontology annotation, cellular component: mitochondrial small ribosomal subunit. The transcript has 2 exons. Gene Ontology annotation, biological process: mitochondrial translation. The record is from RefSeq and is a predicted model, not a curated record. Gene Ontology annotation, molecular function: structural constituent of ribosome.
CCCAUCUCAAUUCCCCAGACUGCCCCUCCCCAAUGGCCUCCCUCGCUCGGUCCUUGGGCCGCUCGGCCUCCUUCCUGGCCCGGAGAGGGCCCUUCAUCGCCCCAAUCCGCCGAUUCUCCGCCACUCCCCUCUCCUUCAUGCCGGAAGACCCGCCCGCCCGUGACUCUCCCAAGGACCCUCGCCCGGAGGACCUGCCUCCCAUGCCAGAAUACUCGCCUGAUCUAUUGUCGGCUGAGGACCGGGCGCGCUACGACGCGUUGACUCCGGGACAGCGACACAGAUUCGACGAAGUCAACCGCCGUAUUGUCGCAGAUUACAACGACCCGGUGAAACGGGCGGCCAUGUUCUCGGAGCUCGAUCAACAAGCCCAGGACAUCGACAGAGAGGCCCCCGUGCGCUUCGUGGAUCAGCGUAUGAGGUCACCUGGACUUUGGGCGGAAGAUGAACCGGAUGAAUUCUCCCACGUCGAGGACGGGGAUGACGAUUUCAACGAUGACGAAAUGACUACCGUCGCGCACGCACAACUGGAAGAACAUCGUGAAAUCCGAGAAUACACCCGAAUUGCCGCAUGGGAUAUGCCGCUGCUGAGCGAGCUCGCCCAACCCUUCACUCUUCCCCCCGAAUCUCACAUCCUCCGCUUCCGUUACACAACAUACAUGGGCGAGCAGCAUCCCGCCGAGCCCAAGGUCGUCGUUGAGCUGUCCUCCAAGGAUUUGACUCCCAAAUAUCUCACCGAGGCCCAGCGCCAGACCUUCCUCAAACUCGUGGGUGUCCGCUACAACCCGCAAACCGAUAUCGUGCGCAUGUCCUGCGAGAAGUUCCACCACCGGGCCCAAAACAAGCGCUACCUGGGUGACACCAUCAAGGCGUUGAUCAAGGAGGCCAAGGAGGGUGACUCGUUCACGGACGUCCCUCUCGACGUGCGCCACCACAAGCCAAAGGUCUCGCACCGCUUCCCCGAGUCGUGGGUCAUGACUCCGGAGCGCAAGAAGCAGCUAGAGGCCAGACGGGCUGAGAGACAGCGUCAAGAGCAGGAACAGGUGGACGGGAAUAGGGUCGUUCUGCAGGCGUCUCGGACUCUGCCAUCUUUGAACCCUGCGUUGAAUGCAAAGGCCACGGAAGACCGGGAGAAGGUCGCCGUGAAAGUGGGCGUCAAGGCCCAGAGGAAGAGGGUCCGUUGAGAUGAACCCCAUGAUCGCUGGGAGAGCAAUGGGUAUGUCCAUCACUGAUGUGUCUGUUUCGAGGGUUUACUGUAUUUUCUUUAUCCCGUGUAAGCUCAAACAAAACAGGGCGGCGCAUAUUCGCAAGGUUGUCUUAGACUUAUGUCAAUGUAUUAUAUCUUAUUCAUGAUCUUCACAUUUACUUCCUUACGGGGUAGUUCCUUUCAUACUACAUAGUAUUUGCCAAGAUCUACAGCACGUCCAAAGCAAUGCGAGAAACAUAAUCACCAACAAUUGACAAUCUGUCGUUG